Galleria mellonella (greater wax moth) is the source of this 1544-nucleotide messenger RNA. It is a transcript of the gene sad, whose product is annotated as cytochrome P450 315a1, mitochondrial. Bases 1 to 1449 code for a protein of 482 amino acids. Gene Ontology annotation, molecular function: monooxygenase activity; iron ion binding; heme binding. The record is from RefSeq and is a predicted model, not a curated record. Gene Ontology annotation, biological process: cellular response to peptide hormone stimulus; glucocorticoid biosynthetic process; cholesterol metabolic process. Gene Ontology annotation, cellular component: mitochondrial inner membrane. Lineage: Eukaryota; Metazoa; Arthropoda; Insecta; Lepidoptera; Pyralidae. The transcript is spliced from 7 exons.
AUGUAUUGCAUUAAAAAAUGUUUGAUAAAUAAGCAAAUAAUAAAACCUAUAAUAAGAAAUAACAUAAUUGUUGGAAAGUUAUGUCAAACAAUUGCAAAUAUGCCUCGACCAAGAUCACUGCCUCUUGUUGGUACAAAAUUAGAUUUAUUGGCUGCUGGAAGCGGAAAAAACUUACAUGAAUACAUCGAUUCACGGCAUAAACAAUUAGGACCGAUAUUCUGUGAAAAAUUGGGUGGAAAUGUACCUCUAGUUUUUAUAAGUCAUCCAACGAUGAUUAGAACUCUCUUUUUAAAUCUAGAAGGAAAAUAUCCUGCCCACAUUUUGCCAGAUCCGUGGAUUUUAUAUGAAAAAAUUAAUGGAUCCAAGCGAGGCUUAUUCUUUAUGAGUGGCGAGGAAUGGGCAAAGAAUCGCAGUAUAAUGAAUAAACUUGUACUAAAAGAUGAUUCAGAAAAAUGGCUUGAAAAUCCUAUUAAAAGCACUAUAGAUAAUUUUUUACAGAAAUGGAAAUCUAAAGCUAUAACUGGUUGUUUUACUCCUGCCUUGGAAUCGGAUUUAUAUAGGUUAUCCACAGAAGUAAUUAUCAAUGUAUUACUUGGCUCAAAUAGUAGUAUUAAAACUAGUAAACACUUUGAAGAGCUGUUAGGUUUUUUUUCUGAAAAUGUAAAAAAAGUUUUUCAAACUACAACUAAGCUAUAUGGAUUACCAGUUUCAUUAUGCCGAUAUUUAAAUUUAAAAAUAUGGAGAGACUUCGAAGAAAGUGUGGAUUUAUCAAUUGGAAUAGCUCGAAAAAUAGUCCAAGAAAUACUGAAUAAUCAUCAUGACAGUAAUGGAUUAGUUAAAAGAUUGUGUAAUGAAAACGUCUCUGAAGAAGACAUUAAAAGAAUUGCUGCUGACUUCGUCAUGGCAGCUGGAGAUACUACGGCGUAUACCUCUUUGUGGAUUCUAUUCCUGCUGGCUAAAAACGAAGAUGUAAGAAAUGAUAUUCGAGGUAAACAUAAAAAUUACGUAAAGAAUGUAAUUAAAGAAACAAUGAGGUUAUUUCCAGUAGCACCUUUCUUGACAAGAAUCUUACCCAAACAAAGUGUAUUGGGAUCGUAUGUAAUAAACCAAGAUACUCCAAUUAUAGCAUCUAUUUAUACAUCUGGACGGGAUGAACAAAAUUUCAGCAAGGCUAACAUGUUUCUGCCAUACCGUUGGGAUAGAAAUGACCCACGAAAAAAAGAACUACUAAAUCACGUCCAAUCGGCUUCGGUGCCUUUUGCUUUGGGCACAAGAUCCUGUGUAGGGAAAAAAAUUGCCAUGUUACAGAUGACUGAAUUCAUAUAUCAGAUUGUGAACAACUUCGAUUUCACAUGUAGCAACAGUGCAGAUGUGAAAGCAAUCACUUCGCUAGUGUUAGUACCGGAUAGGGACGUUAAAUUAACGGUAUCAUUACUAAAGAAAGUGUGAAAUGAAAUUUAUAUAAAAUUUUUAAUUACUGUUAUAUUUACAUAAUAUUUUCUAUAACAGUUUACAUUAUCAAUAUACAAUACAUUUUUAGAAUA